Zea mays is the source of this 2504-nucleotide messenger RNA. RefSeq lists its product as uncharacterized. Gene Ontology annotation, biological process: N-glycan processing. NCBI's taxonomy places the organism in Eukaryota, Viridiplantae, Streptophyta, Magnoliopsida, Poales, Poaceae. The transcript has 16 exons. Gene Ontology annotation, cellular component: glucosidase II complex. The record is from RefSeq and is a predicted model, not a curated record. Bases 183 to 2021 code for a protein of 612 amino acids.
AAAAUAAACCAUUCCUUUUUUAUCUGCAAAAUGCAAGGUCUAGUCUAGUACACACUCGACUUGCAAUAUACAACACGCUUGUGGCCUGAAGAACGGAAGAACUCGGACUCGAGCACCCCGAAGCGAGCCACCGCCGAUCUGCUCCUCCUGAGUCCUGACCCUCCUCCGUGCGCUGCGCAGGCAUGAGGCUCCUCCUCGUCGGCGCCCUACUCCUAUGUGCCACCGCGGCGGUGGAGUCCAAGCCGCCCCUCGACACCCUGGGCAUACCCCCGCAAGAUGAGGCGUACUACAGAGGCGGCGUGAUUAAAUGCAGGGACGGAUCAGGCAGGUUCUCCCGGGAGCAGCUCAACGACGACUUCUGCGACUGCCCCGACGGCACCGACGAGCCCGGGACAUCUGCGUGCCCUGAGGCGAAGUUCUACUGCAAGAAUGCAGGCCACACUCCAGUCACGAUCUUCUCAUCACGAGUGAAUGACGGCAUUUGUGAUUGCUGUGAUGGGAGUGAUGAAUAUGACAGCAAUAUCACCUGUAAGAACACUUGCUGGGAGGCUGGCAAAGCGGCAAGGGAGAAAUUGAAGAAGAAAGUCGCUACAUACAAAAGUGGUGUAGUUAUUCGGAAUCAGGAAGUUGAGAGGGCAAAAGAGGCUUAUGCUAAAGACGAAGCAGAGUUAGCAAAAUUGAAGGGUGAAGAGAAAAUACUCCAAGGACUUGUUGACAAACUCAAAGAGCAAAAGAGACUUAUAGAGAAGGCAGAGGAAGAAGAACGUUUAAGAAAAGAGAAGGAAGAGAAGAGAAUAAAAGAAGCUGAAAAGCAAGCUGCUGAUGAAAAGGGAACACCUGAUGCCUCUCCGGAUGUAGAUUCUAAGGAAACUCAUGACCAUGUGCAAGAAGAUGAAAACAAGGUAGCCGAAGAGCAUGAUGUACAUGCAACGGACCAUGAUAAUCAUGCAACAGACCAUGAUAAUCAUGCAGCAGAAAGCGGAGCAUCUGUUGAGCAGGGUUCUGUAAACAAAGAUGACAUUAGCGUUGAAGCUGGAACUUUAGAUGAAUUGCUGCACAAGGAGUCUGCAGUACCUACAUUAGAGAAGGAUCAUAGCUCUGACAAUCCUGAGGGUUUAUCAAGAGAAGAGUUAGGUCGCAUGGUAGCUUCACGUUGGACUGGAGAAAGUGUAAGUGAGGUUAGUAAAGAUGAUAAGAAGGGACAUGAAGAUGAGCAAGAAAUACCAGAACCUGCAAAAGAAGCACUUGAAGACGAAUUAGAAAUUCCAGAACCUGCUGAAGAAAAUUAUGAUGGUUAUCAUUCAGAAGUUGAGGAUGACAGGCAUAAAUAUGAAGAUGAAGAGUUUGAUCAUGAGUCAGAAGAUGAAUAUGUUGAUGACCAUGAUGAGCAUGUUGAGUCCUAUAAAUCUGAUGAUGACCAGAAAGAUUUAACUGAGCCAGGACAUGCAUCGUGGUUGGACAAAAUUCAGCAGACUGUACAGAAUGUUUUCCAAAAAUUCAACUUUUUUAGGACCCCUGUAGAUUUGUCAGAGGCUUCUCGUGUUCGUAAGGAGUAUGACGAUGCCAACUCAAAGCUUUCAAAAAUUCAGUCUAAGAUAUCCAAUUUAGCUGAGAAGCUAAAACAUGAUUUUGGCAAAGACAAGGAGUUCUAUUCCUUUUAUGAUCAGUGCUUUGAGACCAAGGAAGGAAAGUAUACUUACAAGGUCUGUGCAUAUAAGAAAGCAUCACAGGCUGAAGGGCACAGUUCCACCAACCUGGGGAGAUGGGACAAAUUUGAAGAAUCGUACAGAGUAAUGCACUUUUCAGGUGGAGACAAAUGCUGGAAUGGUCCUGACCGAAGCCUAAAGGUUAGGCUUAGAUGUGGGCUGAGCAAUGAGCUUAAUGACGUUGAUGAGCCUAGCAGAUGCGAGUAUGUUGCUGUAUUGUCGACGCCCGCACUCUGCGUCGAGGAGAAGCUGAAGGAGCUGCAAAACAAACUGGAUGCCAUGUCUUCGAAGCAGCCCGGGCAUGAUGAACUUUAAACGGUUCCGGCGUGGACAAAGAAAAUUUCACCAGGAAGCAUAGAUUGACAGUUACACUCAUAACCUUAAGGGUGGAAGUCAAUGGGGGCAUAUGGACAGGAAAGGGCCAAGCUGAAGAAAUGGGAAUGUAGGGUUCAGGUCGCCUACCUGGCAAUGUUAGCUGGCAUAGAGCUGUUUUUUUAGCUGAAUUUGAUUGGAUGUUGCAAUUUUUCCAGGCUCAUCCCGAGUUGUUUGGUGGAGGCGACUGCAACCGUGCUUUUCUUUGUGGUUUAACAUUGCUCUAUUUAAUUAGGGAGAGACGCUAGGCUUUUGCGUCUCCAGCUUCAUUGCCAGCCAUUACACAUUUGAUGGAAUAUAUAGUAAGAAACAGUACACUCUGAACCAUCAUAAUUUGAAGAUGCUAGUUAACCCCGGGUUGUUACAUGAUACAAGUACUUUGUUCAGCUCGGUCAUUUGGAGCAGAAGGAUUUCCCAUUUGGAACA